This is a messenger RNA of Monosiga brevicollis MX1, 2367 nucleotides long. RefSeq lists its product as uncharacterized. The record is from RefSeq and is a predicted model, not a curated record. Gene Ontology annotation, molecular function: RNA polymerase II cis-regulatory region sequence-specific DNA binding; DNA-binding transcription factor activity, RNA polymerase II-specific. Gene Ontology annotation, biological process: regulation of transcription by RNA polymerase II. NCBI's taxonomy places the organism in Eukaryota, Choanoflagellata, Craspedida, Salpingoecidae. The transcript is spliced from 16 exons. The coding region runs from base 1 to 2367 and encodes 788 amino acids.
AUGCUGGAGAUCCUUAGGGGACGAACUGGCCAUACAAGCAUAAUAUACGCAGGUGGACCGCCGCUGAGUGCGUUGUGUGUGCGCGCAUAUGAAGAUCCCAACGGACACCCUCUCUCUGAUUCCCUAUGUAUUUCAAGCUUAAUUCUUGCGUUAAUUUUACCAUUAUCCAAUACUCUCUGUGUUUUUUUUUUGACUGUUUUCUUUGUGUGUGUGCGUGUCUCUCUCUGUCUCUCUCUGUCUCUCUCUGUCUCUCUCUGUCUCUGUCUCUCUCUGUCUCUCUCUGUCUCUCUCUCUGUCUCUCUCUCUCUCUCAAACUUUCUCUCUCUCUGUCUCUCUCUGUCUCUCUCUCUGUCUCUCUCUGUCUCUCUCUCUCUCUCUCUCUCUGUCUCUGUCUCUGUAUCUGUCUCCUCUCUCUCUCUCUCUCUGAAUUUUUUUUUUUCCGUUCAAGUGUGUGUGUGUAACGGCAUGGCCCAGCCCCUCCCCGCCAAUAGCAUGGCACCCGGAGCCACCAUGGGGGGGCGCCCCAUCGCUCCCUCUGCAGCUCCCCCCAUGAGCCAGGCACCGAUGGGUCAACCCACCAGCAAAGCCCCCAUAGUCUCCUACAUGCCCACCUCCUACGGUUACACUCGCCCCCCGUACGGGGGUGGCUACGUGACCGCCCCCUACGGCAUGCCCUAUCGCGGCACCACCAUGCCCCCAGCCAUGGUGGCCGCUCCCGGCCGCAUGCUCAGCAACCCUUAUUCACACAACAUCAGCCGCACCUCGCCAGCCACCGUCGUCUGGCUUCACGAGAACUUUGAAGCUUGCGAUGACACCUCCCUUGGCCGCGAACCCCUCUUUGCUCAUUACAUUGAGCAUUGCAAAACGCUCAACCAAGAGCCCGUCAACCAAGCAAGUUUUGGCAAGCUCAUUCGCAGCGUCUUCCCAAACCUCAAGACCCGCCGCCUCGGGACGCGAGGCAACAGCAAAUACCAUUACUACGGCAUCCGCUUGAAAGAGUCAACCAAGCUCGAUUUUGACCCCACACAAAUCGGUGGCGCUCACACCAAAACCCGGAAAACAAAGGAUGAAUCAAACUCUAACACAGGCACACCAGCUCCAACCACUACCAAGCGCAAAUCCAGCACGCGUGCCAGCAAAGCUCGAGAUGCCGCUGGUCCUAGCAGUAAAGCCGAGGCUCCUUCCAGCCCGCGUAACGCCGAGGCUUCCUCCCCGGGCAAAUUUGCCGGCGUUUUUGCUCGCGUAACCCUGCCGCCUUUUCCCUCACUCCAAGCCCAAGGCAUCGAUGGUGCCAACGAUUUCAGCAAGCCCUACCAUGCGCACUGUGCCAAGGUCUUGCAGACUGUCAUUGCCGGCGACUUUCAAGCCAUCCAGGAACAGUGGAACCAAUUUUGGGGCACCAUUGCCGUCCAUUUCAAGACCAUUCUGGCUUCACCUGCCGGCGUACAAAACGUUCUACAAGCUGACGAUAUCUUCAUUCAAGCACUUCAGCAGGCCAUUAUCCGUGACGUGCUCAAGCCCUUGCCCGAAGAAUUGCUGAAGGAACUUCGCUUUUUCGCCAAGUGCAUUGACGUUUGGCUUCGGACGGCCAUGGAUGGCCUCAAUCUCAAGCUGGUGGAUGCGCGGUUGGAAAAGUAUCACACGCUGGCCCUACGCCUUCGACGCUUCACCUCUCUCAAUCACUUGGCUGGCGCUGUUUCGGCCAUCUUUGACUCUUCAGACCAGAUGUAUCAGAUGCUGCAAGAUCUCUCUUCUCUUGACGUUUUGGCACUGCAUUCGCAACUGGCCAUGACCUGUGAAUGCCAAGAGGCCACGGUCAGCCUGAUUGUAUCCGAGGUGCUGUCGCUCUUGGAGAAUGAGGAAUCACUUCAAGUGUGGGCAGCCUUGGUUCAGCACAAGCUGCGUGAUUUUGUCGCGGGCGCUGUGCAUCCAACGGCUCGGGGCAAGCAAUUCAUGUUGCGCUGGGGCUUUUUCAGCGGCCUGGUGAUCCGCGAUCUAACGCUACGCUCAGCUCUCUCAUUUGGCUCGUUCAACCUGCUGCGACUCCUCAUGGACGAGCUGCUCAUCUGGCUGGUCGAGAGGCUCGGCGAGGAGGGCCUCCUUGUUCUGAGUCCAGAGUUUUUGGGCAAGAGCACGUACGGUGCCAUCGGCAGUGCUGGAGCCACAACUUCAAGCACCGGUAGCGCAUCGGCGGCUGCCGCAGCCGCAGCUGCAGCUGCGGCCGCCGGCCUACAAACACCCUCUACACCCCCGGGUGUGUUUAUGAAGGGCGGGGCUGGUGGAGAUGUGAGCCGACCAAGUGGAGAUGAAAGUCUGGACCACACGAUGCUGCUCAACACUCCUCAGGACUACGGGUACAAUGCAUAA